Molecule: messenger RNA, 2142 nt
Organism: Mugil cephalus (flathead mullet)
Lineage: Eukaryota; Metazoa; Chordata; Actinopteri; Mugiliformes; Mugilidae
Exons: 3
Coding region: 841-1692 (283 amino acids)
Source: RefSeq, a predicted model, not a curated record
GAACAUUUCAGAAAGCUGAUAUUUUAAAUUGCACCCGGUUAGUUGAAAGGAGAUUUAAAAAACAAAAGAAAGAAGAAUAAACGUUGUGGAAAGUUUGCCUUUCCAGCACUAGCUGUUGCCUACAUCUGUUACGUGUCGCUAUUGCUGUAUGCUAACCGUCGAGGUAGGCUAUUGGAGAUGUAUUCAUGUAACGUAUGUGCAGAAACGGUCAAAUCUGUUUAAGCUUUUGUUUUCCAUUGCAAACUGCAUCGCAACGAACCGAGGUGUAUGUUCAAGUGUGUUGCAGCUAGUUGCAAGCACGUGUGUACUGGUUAUGCAACAUUAAAAGCUCACUUCUAUCGUCAUCAUAAUAGCUUGCCAACAGUUACUCUGGACACAACUGUAACGAGAUUAAAAUGCACAGUUUCACUGUGUGAACGGCAGUGUGAGGGGAUAAAAGCUUUGUUUGUUCACUUGAAGGAGCAUAUUACGGUGGCUGGUAAGUGCAAAACAAAAUUACAAAUCCAAAACACUUUUACAAACCCUGAAACACUUUUACAAACCCUGAAACACUUUUACGAACCCUGAAACAAAUUUACAAAUUCUGAAACAAAUUUACAAAGGCAAAAUCCUAACGGAAAGGGAAUGUACCAAAAGCCGGAUCUGACCAGAACUGAUUGAGUGAGCGGUUUGUUUGGAAAAUCCUGAACGGAGCGAGUAGUGUUGUGAAGUUUAUAUGGAGUUGUAUGAUGUUUUGCCGGUUUUGUGGAAACCAUUUCAGCCUGUUACCGCGGUUUUGCAUUUCGUGUGGACGGUCUCUGGAGUUUUUUUAAAGACACGGACCAGACGGAAGGACCAGAAAUGCUGCAUUAUUGCACUCAAUAUUUCAAUGAGGGACACUCGUACGAUGUAAUCGUGGACAUGAUGUCAAGUUUACAUGGUAUAAACAUCAGCUUGCGAACCUUAAAAAGUAUACUCGGUCAAGCAGGGUUGUACCGCAGAAAGGAUUAUUCCUCUCCAAGUGCCAUAAUUAAUGCCAUCAGGUUGGAACUUCGUGGACCUGGACAACUGUUUGGCUACCGAACAAUGUGGCAGGUGCUCACACAAAAGUACAACCUUCGAGUGAGGAGAGAUGAUGUGAUGAAUUUGCUACGGGAGCUUAACCCUCGAGGGUGCGAGAAGAGAGCACGCAGAAGGUUCGUAAGAAGAACCUACCAUUCAAUGGGACCAAACUAUAUGUGGCAUGCUGAUGGCUAUGAUAAACUUAAACCAUUCGGCCUGGCCCUUUCUGGAUGCAUAGAUGGAUUUUCACGUAAAGUACUGUGGCUUAAAUGUGGACCAACAAAUAAUAACCCAAGGGUGAUCGCUCACAAUUUCCUGUUAUGUGUGCGAAACCUUGAUGUCAUCCCCAUGAGACUGAGAACUGACUGCGGCACGGAGAGCGGCUUUAUGGCUGCGAUUCAUUGUACCCUACGUCACCAUCACCAUGACUACUACUCGGGAGCGUCCAGCCACAUGUAUGGCUCAUCCACUAAUAACCAGCGCAUUGAGUCCUGGUGGUCCAUAUUUAGAAAGGGAAGAUCUCCGUUCUGGAUGGAGUUAUUUGCAGACCUCCGAGAUGCAGGAUACCUCAAUGGGAGUCAUGAGCAUCAGUGCCUAUUGAGAUUUUGCUAUGGUGAUGUUUACUUCAGAAGGACUUGGAUGAGUGUGUGAGACUAUGGAACAGUCACAGGAUUCGCACUUCCAGAACAGCGUCAUGUCCAGGAGGAGUGCCCAAUGAACACAGAUUUGGCUCCAGAAACUGUGGAUUUGAAAUUGAACACUCUGACUUGGAUGGCUUUCCUGAGGCAAGCCUAUCAAUAGCUACAUGUGGGGACCCAAACAUGCAGGAGUACUUGGACUUUGCUACGGAGCGCCAUCAACUACAGAAGCCAGAAAACUGGGAGUUUGCAACAGGACUGUACAUGAAGCUAAAAGAAAUUGCUCAGCUAUAAAAUUAAUUAAAAAAAAGUUAGUAGCCAAGUGCUUGCUCAUUGAGGCUUUUCUUUUCUUCCUGCUAUUUUCUUCAGAGUGAUUAAGAUGUUUUUUUUCUAUGCCCUGAAAUCUGAUUUGUAGUGGUGGAACACUGAAUGUCUGAAUGUCACCCAGUUUUUUGGUGAAAUA